UGCUUCAUCUGGAGCAGGCACUGGGCUGGAAUGGGGCCGCCCGGCUCCCCAUGGCAGUGGGUGCUGCUGUUGCUGCUGCUGCUGCUGUUCCCCCCUGCUGCCCCCUUCUGGCUCCUCAAUGUGCUGUUCCCCCCGCACACCACGCCCAAGGCUGAGCUCAGUAACCACACACGGCCCGUCAUCCUCGUGCCUGGCUGCCUGGGGAAUCAGCUAGAAGCCAAGCUGGAUAAACCGGAUGUGGUGAACUGGAUGUGCUACCGCAAGACAGAGGACUUCUUUACCAUCUGGCUGGAUCUCAAUAUGUUUCUGCCCUUUGGGGUGGACUGCUGGAUUGAUAACACCAGGGUUGUCUACAACCGUAGCUCUGGACGUGUGUCCAAUGCCCCUGGUGUAGAGAUCCGUGUUCCUGGCUUUGGCAAGACCUACUCUGUUGAGUACUUGGACAGCAACAAACUAGCAGGUUACAUGCACACCCUGGUACAGAAUCUGGUGAACAAUGGAUAUGUGCGAGAUGAGACAGUGCGGGCUGCUCCCUAUGACUGGCGCUUAGAGCCCGGCCAGCAGGAGGAGUACUACCAGAAGCUGGCCAGGCUGGUGGAAGAGAUGCAUGCUGCUUAUGGGAAGCCCGUCUUCCUCAUUGGGCACAGCCUUGGCUGCCUGCACUUGCUCUAUUUUUUGCUGCGUCAGCCCCAGUCAUGGAAAGACCACUUCAUUGAUGGUUUCAUCUCGCUUGGGGCUCCGUGGGGUGGCUCUACCAAGCCAAUGCUGGUCUUGGCCACAGGUAACAACCAGGGCAUCCCGCUCAUGUCCAGCAUCAAGCUAAGAGAGGAGCAGCGCAUAACAACGACUUCCCCCUGGAUGUUUCCUUCCUACCGGGUGUGGCCUGAGGGCCACGUGUUCAUUUCCACACCAAGCUUCAACUAUACAGGCCGUGACUUCCAGCGCUUCUUUGGAGACCUGCAUUUUGAGGAUGGCUGGUACAUGUGGCUACAGUCACGUGACCUGCUGGCAGGCCUCCCAGCACCUGGCGUGGAAGUAUACUGUCUUUAUGGUGUGGGCCUGUCCACCCCCAGCACCUAUAUCUAUGAUCAUGGCUUCCCCUACUCGGACCCUGUAAAUGUGCUCUAUGAAGAUGGUGAUGACACAGUGGCCACUCGCAGCACUGAGCUCUGUGGCCUCUGGCAGGGCCGUCAACCCCAGCCUGUACAUUUGCUGCCCCUGAAUGGGACACAGCAUCUCAAUAUGGUGUUCAGCAACCAGACACUGGAGCACAUCAAUACCAUCCUACUGGGUGCUUAUCGCCAUAACACCCCUGCAUAUCCGACUGCCAGCCCAGGGCUCCUGCCCCCUGAAUAAAAGAUCUUUGCUGCUAUAA
Messenger RNA from Cavia porcellus (domestic guinea pig), 1375 nucleotides. It is a transcript of the gene Lcat, whose product is annotated as lecithin-cholesterol acyltransferase. NCBI's taxonomy places the organism in Eukaryota, Metazoa, Chordata, Mammalia, Rodentia, Caviidae. The record is from RefSeq and is a predicted model, not a curated record. The transcript is spliced from 6 exons. Gene Ontology annotation, molecular function: phosphatidylcholine-sterol O-acyltransferase activity. Gene Ontology annotation, biological process: lipid metabolic process. The coding region runs from base 31 to 1356 and encodes 441 amino acids.